Messenger RNA from Cladocopium goreaui, 2397 nucleotides. The record is from the annotation of a GenBank genome assembly. Lineage: Eukaryota; Dinophyceae; Suessiales; Symbiodiniaceae.
GGGGACUGGAACCGAUUUGCCCCUCCAGUCCGACGAAGCUAUGGCAUUUGGGUGGAUGAGUGGUCUGAUCAACCAAAGAACCGCCAAAUCGAAUUUUCAUGUCAUUCCAGUUUUCAAUCUUGGGGCUCUUGUACGGCUGGCGCAACUCAAGACCGUGGUCAAUUUGAUGUCUAUGGAGAUGACUACUUUGCCAACCGUCAGUACAUGCCUUUAGGUGCCGUCCACACAUCAGCUACCAACUGCAUCCUUCCAACCUGCUUCGUCCAAUCAAUCCAUGCCACCUCCUCAACCUUCGUCCAAUGUGGAACCGACAUCAACCUCUACACCCACGGUCCAUCCCCUGCAGUCCCUGCUACCUCGGUCUUCGUCUUCGAUCUCGUUCUCGCGCUCCACGUCGAGAUGAUUCCCGUCAGCGCAUCCGCCUUCAUGCAGAAUCAAUUCAACUUGAAGAAGGUGAUAAACUUGUGGAUCAACCACUCGAAUGACACUUGGACCGCUCAAGUGAAAUAUGCCCUUGAAGAUCCAAACCGCACAAAAGCCGCAAAUGAGAUCGCCGAAGAAGAUCGACCACGGACCAUCAAGACGGUGAAUUCCCAACUUCACCAGUUAACAGCUGAACAAGAGAUCAAGCAGAUUGCCCCAGAUAUUCCUGACAACAGAUGCGCUCUCAUGGUUCAGAUUUUGGCUGGAGCAGGAUUACUCAACAAGGUUGGUUUUUCCAUUGCUCGCAGGAUGGUCCUGCCGAACACCGAUAAGUAUGCCUUGGUGAUCCCUAUGCCUGAAGUUUCGGCAAAGGGUGUGGUGACCACGUCAGAGAAAUAUGCCAUCAUUCGCAGCGAACACACCACUGUCAGCAGCAUCGCUAUCACCUGGGAUAGCUUGCCUUAUCCCCUUCCAUCGGAACGGAAAACAUCAGAGAAGCCUCCAUCCAAAGAAGAACCCCAUCCUCCAGAGGAACUCCCUGAUUUUCAAGAAGGAAUCCCUUUCACAUGUGGAGCUUUCUUCAAUUUGAGUUUUGAUGGGCUCUUGCAACGUAGUCGCUUCUCUGUGGUGUCAUGGCAAGCUCUGACCGCUCUCGAUCACCAACAUCAGCUCGCAAUCGACCUGUGCCUUCUGCUCCACGACAAGAUCUACCAAGAUUUGGACCUAUGGGAGCAGCAGUCCGGACCUUACAAAAUAUGUACCCCUGAAGCUUCUACACCUCCUCGUCCUGGUCAAGCCAGCUCUUCAGUCAAGCCAGUUCUUCCAGUCAAGCCACGCCCAUCCAGCGCGCACUCUUGGGCUCAGCGGCCCCUGAACAUUACAGAACUCUUUCGCUGCAAGCGAUCGAUGCCUCCAUCAGCUGGUGGAAAGGCAAAGCUGCUCCUCGAGCAUCUGCACUUUGUGCGCCUUGGUCCCUGUUACGUCCUGGCCAAAAAGAAGAAGAACUACACGGCUGGACGACCGAUCAUAUCCUUUGUCGUUGGAUGCCCUAAUCACUUCGUAGUUGGUGAUGUCUAUGCAUUGCUCAAGCUUCUCAAAGAGGCACCGAGGUAUGACGACCGCAGAAUUUUCAACCAGGAUCUGGCAGGAUUCUUUAUGAGCAUCGAACCUGACAGGCUUUUAGGCUCCCGCUUGAUUUCCUCAGACCUGCCUCACAUGAAUGUGAAUGGCAAUGAAGUUUUCUCACUCUAUCCGGGGAAGACCAACAAGCCCGACCUGGCUCCGUAUGAGAUCUUGCUUGAUGAAGGCUUGUAUGGCAAACCCAUCAUUCUGGAACAUGCUGGAUCCAGCGAUAUGAUCCAUACUCGCUCUGACCUGCUGCCGGCAUUGACUGCCACUGACCAAGAAGGACUUUUCAAUGGCAAGAUGAUGGCCUUAAAUUCCUUUCUCUUCGCGGACUUCACCCAGCCCUACAUCAUGCUCGUGGCUCCAAUCAGAGUCUCACUUCCCACCCGCUGCUGCCCUUUUUUUGCCCAUGGCUACAGCCGGGGACAGAGCCCGAAGAUUGUCGCGAAGACACAGACUAGCAGCGAGGGCGAGGGUUGCGAGGGCAUUGGCGGCUCGAUCGCGGGGAACUGGGAAGUAGGUACGCUGGGUUGCUUGGCUGGGUUAACUGGCACGCAUGGGUUGGCGGAAGAAGAUUUCUGGCUCAUGGACACAGAUGCUAGAGGGACGGCGCGCGGUUGCCGCCGAAAACAUGUCAAACGAGAACCCUAUAGUCCAGCCUCGCUGCUCAAGACCUGUCAUAACGGAACCCUGGCGGACAUGGCCCCCCAAGCGACCAUGAAGAGCCUUGCCGCCUCAGACGUGCCAAAAGGGAAUUUGGCAGACGUUGGCCCAAAGCGACCAUGUCAGUUUGAAACCCCCAGGGACACGGGCAAGCAGCUCGAAGCAGCGCCCUGGAGGAUUGCGUAA